AUGACGUCGGAUCCGCUUGCGCCAGCGGCCGUGCUCGAGGGCAUGGCCAGCGCCCUGCCGACCCACGAGCCAGGCGACGGCACAUCCGACUUGAGCAGCUCGCUCGACUGCAUCGCGCUCUUUGUUCACGCCUGCAUGAUCAACCUCGGGUUCCGCCUGCUCGGCUUCGAUGAGGACCAGAAGAUCGAGGCGGAAUGCGCCCGCAUCGCUCCCCGACUUCCUGCACAAUGGAACAAAUCGCUCAGCUCGCACAGCUUCGUGUAUGCCCAUACCCAGUCGUCCAUGCAGUUCGUUGUGCACGCCGACCGCAUGGGCGCCAAGAUCGAGGUCCGCGGCCUGGCCACCGGCGAUGAGCGCAUCGCGCGCUUCGACAUCACCGCCCGGGACUACAUCUCCUCCGCCGCGCUGCCUUUGCGCAUCACCCUGACACCAGAAGGAACCGAAGACCGAAGCAAUCUCCCGCAAAAGCUCAAAACCCUCUUCAUCUCGGAGGAGCGAAUUAAAGACCUCGCCUCCCUCCUCAAAAUCUCCCUCAUCCAGCGCCUCCUCCCCUCCCUCCACAAAGAAGGCUACACCGAAGAACCACCCACCGAGCCCCCGCGCCGACGCCACACUCCUCCCCCACACCCGCGCUCCCCUGACCACCCGCCCUUCCCCUCGCACCUGCCCCCGCCGGCCGCGCCCAACCCCUACCCGGCGCCCGACCCGCUCGCCGCGCCCCCGCGCCGGCCCAUCCCCGCCGCCGACUUCCCGCCCCCGGACUUCGAGGACGAGUACGAGAUCAACCGCCCGCCGCGCGGGCCCCUUCCCGUCCCCGGCGGCGGCGGCGGCUUCGCCGGCCUCGGCCACGACGACCUCUACCCCGCCGGCCUGGGGCCGCACGAUCCCAUCCGCGGCUCGUUCACGGGGCCGGGGGGCAUGAUGGGCGGGAUCGGGCCGGGCGGGUUGAGGCGGCCUGGCGCCGGGGGUGGGCCGUUGAGUGGUGGCGGUGGUAGUGGUAGUGGUGGUGGGAUGCAUCCUACCUUUGACGAUCCGCUGUUCCAGGGGCCAAGGGGUGGUGGUGGGGGGGACGAUGACACGUUUGGCGGGCAGGUGCCGCCCGGGGCGAGGUGGGAUCCGCUUGGGCCGGGCGGACAGCCGAGGUUUGGCGGCGGCCGGCCUGGUGGACGGGGAGGGGGAGGCUUUGGCGGGUUUGGUUUCGGGGCGGGGGAUAUCAUCUAG
Molecule: messenger RNA, 1221 nt
Organism: Thermothielavioides terrestris NRRL 8126
Lineage: Eukaryota; Fungi; Ascomycota; Sordariomycetes; Sordariales; Chaetomiaceae
Exons: 3
Coding region: 1-1221 (406 amino acids)
Biological process (GO): proteasome-mediated ubiquitin-dependent protein catabolic process
Molecular function (GO): proteasome binding; endopeptidase inhibitor activity
Source: RefSeq, a predicted model, not a curated record